UGCUUAUCAACAGGGACUGCAGGUCUGCAGCUGCAGAGAGAGAGAAUAGGGUAGAGAGAGAGAGAGAGAGAGAGAGAGCCAACUUCGUGCCCUAAUUAGGGUUUUCGCCAGAACGAGAGAAUGGCGACGAUGGAGAACUUGCCCAAAAACAUGGCAGUGCCCACCGCCGAGACGCCGGCGGCGACGGAUUUGUGGUAUCGACUCCCCGGAGAUAUCCUCAAAUCCAUCGCGAAACGCCUCACCGACAAAGCAGAUGCUGCCGCUGCUUAUACUAAUCACAUCAACGCCCUUGGUCUUCUUCGCUCCGUCUGUAAAUCCUGGCGAUCCUCCAUCGAGAAACCUUCCUCCUCCUCCUUGCUCUCCUUGCUGCCGCUCACCCUUCCUUUCCCCAUUGUCCCCUUCCGUAAACCUAACUCCAACCGCGGCCGCCACUUCUCCCUCACCCACAGCAUCCUCUACUUCCUCUCCCCAUUGUCCCCAACCCCAACUGCCGGCUGGUUGCUUAGGGUUCAAGAGCCCCCGUCUCGAAACAACAACGGCUCUAAAACAUACCACCCCCUCAACCCACUCUCCAAACUCGAGCCGCCGGAGCGAGCUCCGAGAGCGGCGGCGUUUCCCGAAUCGCUUAACCUGCUCGAGGUCGGAAUAGCCGAGAUCGGCAGAGCUCACUGCCUCAAGGUUGUCGACGAGAGAGAGAAGAAGAAGCAGCAGGAAGUUAAGGAGAAGUUCAAGCGGAGGACGAUGGCGGAGUGCCAGGCGGAAUACGAAGACGCGUACACCACCUACAUCAAGAAAGUGGCCGUGUCUCUGGAGGAUUACGGGGUCGUGGUGGCUAUUCAUUCUGGUCGACUGUGUUUCCACAAGCUCGGCGGCGACCAGAAAUGGACUCUUAUUGAUUCUUCCAACGACCGGUACCAUGACGUCGUUUACCGGAAGGGGAAAUACUUUGCGGUGGACUAUAGAGGGAGGACAGUGGUGAUUGAUGGUGCGGACUUGAAGAAGGAGGUCAUGGUGACGCGCCUUGUCAAAUCUCCCUUGCCGAAUCUUGGUGCUUGUCAGUUCACGCGCCUUGUAGACUCGGGCAAUGAUCUCUUCUUGGUUGACAGGUACUUGGACACGGAAGGCGGCCAGUGUACACUCUCUAUCGGAGCUGUUGCCAUGGGCAUGAUAACCGAAGAAAGUCAUCCCCCUAUGACCAACUACUUCAAUGUGUACAAGCUUGAUGAAGAGAACAAGCAAUGGGAGCUUGUUGAGGAUUUGAAUCAUCAGGUUUUCUUCCUUGGUGAUGACUACUUGUUUUCAGUCUCUGCUCAGGAUUUUCCUGGACUGAAAGGAAACUGCAUAUAUUUCUCUGACUGUAUGUUUCGUGCUCGGAAUGAGAAAGAAGCCAACAUUGGAAAAUCCUGCGUCCUCACGGGUGUUUACAACUUGAAAGAUCGUAGCUGUGGGCCACUCUCAAUGUUUCCAGACCACUGGCCCAUUUUUUCGCCUCCGCCAGCUUGGCUUAAGCCAAAACACCGUGAAGGAAUGAUGGAAGGGAUGAAGGAAGAUGAACUGCAGAGAGAUGUUGCUGCUUUCAAGCAAGAUAUGCUUGAGCAAUCUCCCGAAGCAAAGAAGAAAGCUGCGGAAGCAAAAUUUAGAGGAGAUGAUGCCUACAGACGGAAGGACUAUUUGGUGGCCCUUGAUGCUUACACACAGGCAAUUGAUUUUGAUCCUAGUGAUGCUACUUUGCUCUCCAAUAGAAGUGUCUGUUGGAUCCGUCUGGGACAAGCGGAGCAUGCCUUGACUGAUGCAAAUGCCUGCAGAGCACUAAGACCGGAUUGGCCAAAGGCAUGCUACCGUGAAGGUGCUGCUUUACAGUUAUUACAGAGGUUUGAUGAGGCAGCCAAUUCUUUCAAAGAGGGUGUGGAGCUUGACCCCGACAGUAAGGAACUUGCAAAUGCUUUCAGGGAAGCUGUUGAAGCUGGGAAGAAAUUUCAUGGUACAAACCAGUAAAAAUCAUGAUGGCGCUUAAAAAAUGCAUGUCAAAUGAGAAAGAAGAGGGACUGAAACUUGACUUAAUUAGUUGUUGGGAUCACUGUAGAUACUAAUUGUAGAAAUCCAGGCCAAAUACUUGUUACUAACUUACCAUUAUGUUUCUUUGUUAAGUUCGAAGUGGUGUUACUUUUGUUAGAGGUUAUAUCCAGUUCCCUUGCUUCUAGUAUAAGCGAUGAGGAUACAUGUUUCUUUUGAGGCUACCA
Molecule: messenger RNA, 2240 nt
Organism: Rhododendron vialii
Lineage: Eukaryota; Viridiplantae; Streptophyta; Magnoliopsida; Ericales; Ericaceae
Product: F-box protein SKIP23-like
Exons: 6
Coding region: 121-1995 (624 amino acids)
Molecular function (GO): protein binding
Source: RefSeq, a predicted model, not a curated record